AUGACAACUGGGUCCUUGGACAGUACCAUCUCAGACGCAAUGUCUAUUCCACAACAGACCUGGGACCGAUGGAAGGAGUUGCUGGCCUCAACAAUCGCAAAUCAACCACCUGGUGACUCGAGUGCUACAACCGCCCUAGGAGAUUACCUGCUGGCUAAUAAUUGGGCAGAGGCCGCCCACUCCUGGCAAGAACCUCCAUCUUCUCAGGCAUUGGCGCUCCCAAUGACAUUUCAUACUCAACUUCGCGCGAUUGAAUUAUCAGAAAUCGCCGAGUAUGCAAUAUCACUGCUUCCUAUGGCAAAAGGCCAAGAGGCCUACCAUGGGUUACCACACCUUCAGGCCUACCGCCUUUGGCACGCAAUCUCUCUCGCAGAAUUUGGAGAGCUAGGCCUAGCUAAACGGUGA
This is a messenger RNA of Acaulospora colombiana, 405 nucleotides long. The record is from the annotation of a GenBank genome assembly. Lineage: Eukaryota; Fungi; Glomeromycota; Glomeromycetes; Diversisporales; Acaulosporaceae.